Molecule: messenger RNA, 927 nt
Organism: Encephalitozoon intestinalis ATCC 50506
Lineage: Eukaryota; Fungi; Microsporidia; Unikaryonidae
Exons: 1
Coding region: 1-927 (308 amino acids)
Molecular function (GO): metal ion binding
Source: RefSeq, a predicted model, not a curated record
AUGAAGAAUGUAUGCCGCUUCUUCAUUGAGGGAAAGUGUAAGUUUGGGUCGAAGUGUAAGUAUGACCACGUUCGGUACACUUCUUUGGUAGAUCCGCCUCAAUGGAUUUAUUCCUCUUACAGAGGGCUUGAUCUGAUGGAGAUUUCGCCGGAAGAGGUGCGGUUCGCGCUGAUGUGCGGAGACAUGAAAGAGGUUCUUGAUAAUUUCUGGAUAGGGAAUUAUAUGACUCUGUGUGCGGAAAUGGAUUUUCUCGAAAGUGAUGCCCGAAUUGAGUCGGUGUCCAAUAGAUAUGUGGAUCCUAGAGAAAAUCCUGAUGUCUUUAUGUCACCGUUUGAUGUAAGCAGGGUGCUGAACACGAUAAGGCAGAUGAGGGAGCAAGGGGCGGGAUCUUUGCAGAAAGAUUCUCGGAGAGGCGAUGGUAAUUGGACAGGAGUAUCUUCUGGAUCUCCACGGCAGUACUCUACUGGGGACAGGGGAUAUAGAGACAAAGGGCACGGAUGGGGCUCUGGAGAGCCUAACACCAGGGCAGGAUGGGCUCAAGGAAGCAAGGCUGGAGAUAGAGGGAGCUAUGGAGGGCAUAAGGGGGGAUAUGGAGAAAGAGACCCACGAGGAUUUGUAAGAGAGCCUCCCUAUCCUAAGGGAAAGGACAGUGAGUAUAGACAGAAGAAUGAAUGGGGAUAUGGAAAGAAUAUAAACAGAAAAUAUUCCAAACCAGAAGACGAGUUUGAUAUCCAAGAUAGUCCAUCUUCGUUUACAGGAGCUUAUGGCAGGACAGUACAAAAGACAGGGGAUGGGGCAUGGAUCCAUAGCUCUGAAGCAUUGGGUGAUAGACAGAUUGGAGGUAGAGGCUCGGGAGAUGAGGAGUUUAUCGAAGAGGAUUUUGAGUAUGGAAAGGUUCCUUACAGCUAUAGAAAGCCUAACAGGUGA